This is a messenger RNA of Centruroides sculpturatus (bark scorpion), 1030 nucleotides long. RefSeq names its product tyrosine-protein phosphatase non-receptor type 6-like. Bases 160 to 465 code for a protein of 101 amino acids. Gene Ontology annotation, biological process: peptidyl-tyrosine dephosphorylation. NCBI's taxonomy places the organism in Eukaryota, Metazoa, Arthropoda, Arachnida, Scorpiones, Buthidae. Gene Ontology annotation, molecular function: non-membrane spanning protein tyrosine phosphatase activity. The transcript has 3 exons. Gene Ontology annotation, cellular component: cytoplasm; nucleus. The record is from RefSeq and is a predicted model, not a curated record.
UGACAUCACAGUUUAAAAAUCACGUGGAAAGAAAACAAGAUGGCGUCAGACGUAAAAGGAAAUUGAAAAGGAAGAUAAUCAAAUUGUGUAUAUAUAUCUUUAAUUAUCGAAUAAUGGAAGGAUUAAUUGAGAAAAAACUCUACGUUAACGAUUAAUUAAAUGAUGGCGUUGAAAACGAUUUUAAGUAAUUUCUUAAAUCUCCUAGAAAAUAAUAAUUGUUUAAAAAAUUUAGGAAAGGAUGUUUACGAUUUGGAAUUUCAAAAACUAAAGGCUUUGACAGAUAAAUUAAAACAAGAUCCUGAAUUUUCAUGUAAACAUGGAGCACAAGAAAUUAAUCGUUGCAAGAAUAGAUAUAAAGACAUUUUACCAUAUGACAUUACAAGGGUUAUUCUUACGGAAGAUUCUGAAAUACCUGGUUCAGAUUAUAUAAAUGCAAAUUACAUAAAGGUAAUUCUUUAUUUUUAAAUUUUAGGUAGGCUUUUAUUAAAUUAAUAAAAUAUUAAUGUGAAUAAUGCAGUUAUAAUGUAAUAUAACUCACUUUAAAUUGGAUGUACAGAAUUCAGAAUGUAUGCACUAGGAUUUGACAUAUGCAAGAGAUUAAAAUGCUAAAAUUUUCAUUAGAAUACCAAAACAAAAUUUUCAUUUUUCCUGUCAAAUUAUUUUGAUAAUUAAUUGAUUUCAUUAUUAUAUGAAUGUUUAGUUAAAGACAUAUAGACAUCAUUUCAAACUAUGUCAUUGUUGUUUAUUGUUAUGAACAGAUAGUAUCUGUAAAUAAUAAUUUCCAUCGCUCUCUUCUCUGUGGAUAAAAGGCCGAAACACCCCCAAGAAGGUACAGAUGGUAACAAGGAAGACGUUCGUAUAACACUAGUUCCGAUUUUAGAAAAUCUUUGUGUUUUUAAUUGGAAAUCUUUUUGUGUUUUUAAUUGGACUUUUUUAAACUUUUUGGCGGCUAGUAGCCUAGAAAGGAAGGUCGGUCGCCGGAAAUGUACUGUCUAGAAUGCAAAAGUAAAAAAUGGUGAUCCCUAUUUGG